Molecule: messenger RNA, 696 nt
Organism: Aaosphaeria arxii CBS 175.79
Lineage: Eukaryota; Fungi; Ascomycota; Dothideomycetes; Pleosporales
Product: lytic polysaccharide monooxygenase
Exons: 3
Coding region: 1-696 (231 amino acids)
Source: RefSeq, a predicted model, not a curated record
AUGAAGCUCUCAAGUGCCCUCAGCCUCUCGUUGGCAGCAUCUGCUGUCAACGCUGCCGUUUUGCAACCAAGGCAUUACACGUUUCCUGCCCUGACAGGAUCAACAGACUGGCAGUAUGUCCGCACGACAGCCAACUACCAAUCCAAUGCUGGACUCAGCGAUGUUUCUUCUCCACAAAUACGAUGCUACACUACCGGAACCAAAGGUUCACAGUCUCAAACCGUAGCCGCCGGAUCUUCGGUCGGCUUCAAGGCGAGCCCAAACAUCUUCCAUCCAGGACCUCUACAGUUCUACAUGGCCAAGGUCCCCAGCGGUCAAAGCCUUGAGACCUGGGACGGCAGCGGUAACGUCUGGUUCAAGAUCUACAGCGAGCCGGCUUCGGUCAGCGGUGGUCAGUUGAGCUGGGGAAGUCUCAACAAGGGCUCGGUCAGCGUGACUAUUCCUAGGAACGUUCCUUCAGGCGAUUAUCUCCUGCGUAUUGAACACAUUGCUUUGCACCAAGCCAGUAACGUCAACGGCGCGCAAUUCUACAUCUCAUGCGCCCAGAUCAAGGUCACUGGCGGAGGCAGUGGCUCCCCCAGCCCCCUUGUCAGCUUUCCUGGCGCGUACAAAAGUUCGGACCCAGGCAUCAAAGUAAAUAUUUACUCUGGAGCUACCUCGUACACUGCACCUGGUCCUGCUGUUUGGUCUGGUUGA